UCUCAAAGUACGUCUCAACCACAAGAGAAACAGAGACGAUAGAUAACCUUCCCGCUUCCAUUCAAUUCAACUCAUCCAUCGAUUCAGCCAAAGAAAAUCUAAACCCAAGAAAAAAAAAGCUAUGAUCUUGUUGAAACCCAAUUACAACCGCCAUCCGCCAUUUUCUCCCUUUUCGGGUUCUUAUAAUCUCCAAACCUCCAGGGCAAGGCAAGUCGGAUUCCCGCCGGCAAGCAGCAGAAGGCGGCCGACGGCGACAAAAUGCGGCGGAGGAGGAGGAGCGGAGGAGGAGAAGCCGCGGCGAAGCUUCUUGAGCCUGGAGGAAGCUGGGCUGGUGGAAAUUUCAGGGCUCAGCUCCCACGAGAGAUUCCUCUGCCGUUUAACGAUAUCUUCGUUGAACCUUCUGAAAGUGAUGUCGGAGCAGGAAGGGUGCGCCAUUGAGGAGCUAAAUGCAGGGAAGGUAUGCGACUGGUUCUUGAAGGACAAGCUGAAACGAGAACAGAGCUUGGAUUCUGCUGUCCUUCAAUGGGACGACUCUGAGUUUCCAAUUUGACCUCAUACCUUUAUUUUUCUUGUAUGUUCAUUACUUUACUUUGUUGCCAUUGGUCACUUGUUUCUCUAACCAGUGCAUCGAUACACACCUCAAAUCAGAUUUAGGGGUCGUUUAGAUGGGUUAAUUGUCAAUGUGGUAUUUGUAGAGUCAGAUAACUCAUUUAUUGUUCACGUGGAAUUUCAGUGGUAAUUGAAAUAAAGUAUCUCGUUUUGGAUGAACUAUGCAAAUGUGGUAUUUGGUAAAACUAGAGUGGUAAAACGAGUUAUUUCGAAAUAACACAUGAGUAUGAGUUAUUUCAAAUAACCUAUUUCGAGUUAUUUGUAAAUAACUCACUGUCCAAAUAACUCAUUUCAGUAAAACGCAGUCAAACGA
Messenger RNA from Linum trigynum, 922 nucleotides. The record is from the annotation of a GenBank genome assembly. Lineage: Eukaryota; Viridiplantae; Streptophyta; Magnoliopsida; Malpighiales; Linaceae.